GAAAAUCUUUCUUGUUCCGCCAUCAAUGGCAUCUUCUAGAAACAAUGGAAAAUCGAAAAUGGAAUGGGAGAAUCAACAACAAUGGAAGCCAGUUUUUGAAGGUUCUUCCAUGUCAAAUAGACCAUUAAAGAAAAUCAGAAGCCCAGAACGUCAAUACCCAUUUCAAUCUUCAUCAUUUCCUAACCCCACCAUCGCCCCCGCCGGACAACCCAUGAUUUCUUCUUCUCCAUCAUCAAGGCAUAUUUUUCCUUUUGCCUAUAACGAAACCCAAAAUCAACACCAAAUGAUCUCAUUUACCCCCCACCCACAUCAAGGAAUCGAAUAUCCACCAUACUUCGCCACAGAAGCGGCGGCGGCGGCGGAGGCAGCUCAGAAACAGAGUAUGAUUCAGUAUUGGAGUAAUGCUUUGAAUUUAAGCCCUAGAGGAAGAAUGAUGAUGAUGAAUAAAUUAGCACAUGAAGGUACGUCGGCGCUUUUCCGACCGCCGGUAAUUCCGAUCAGUUCAACGAAACUUUAUAGAGGUGUUAGACAGAGACAUUGGGGAAAAUGGGUUGCGGAAAUUCGUUUGCCGAAAAACAGGACACGUCUAUGGUUAGGAACAUUCGACACUGCCGAGGACGCAGCCAUGGCUUAUGAUCGUGAAGCUUAUAAAUUAAGAGGCGAAAAUGCAAAACUGAAUUUCCCUGAGCUUUUUCUCAAUAAGGGUAAGUCAGAAGAAGAAGAAGAUCAUCACCCAGAAACUGAUCAGAAUCAAGAAACGGUUCAAGAUUCGAUUUUGGAUCAAUCUGAUCAGUUACUCCCAAAUCCAAACCCAAACCCUGACCCAAAUUCAAUUAUAGGUACUGGUGUUAGUGAAGAAAUAAUGAUUGUUGGAACAGGGGAGGAAAUUGUUGAGACGUCGGCGCCGGCACCGGCACCGGAGGAGGAGUUUGUUUGGGGAGGAGAAAUGGCGGAGGCAUGGUUGAAUGCAAUUCCGGCAGGUUGGGGACCGGGGAGUCCAGUUUGGGAUGAUUUGGAUAGUAAUAACAAUCUUCUUUUACCAUCAAAUUUUAGUUUUGGUGGUUAUGAUUAUCAUCAACAAGAACAAGAGACAAAUAUUGGGAAUUCUUCAUCUUAUUCAUCAUCGUCAUGUCCUAUGAAUCCUUUCGUUUGGAAUGAUCAAUAUUGAUCAUUUUGUUUGUCAGUUUGGAGUGAAGUUUUAGUGAAUCUCCUUUCCGGCAUUAACAAGACUAAGAAGGGGCUGCUUAUUUCAGGUCUCUUUUUAAGUGCCUUAUCAUUAUUGUUAUUUAAAUUAAAUGUAUUUUAGGGUAGUUUUUUUAAUUUUAUUUCCUUCUUGUUGUUGUUAGAAAAAAGGAUUUAGCUUGAAGUGAGACAGUUUUGAGAUCUCCUUUUUAGCUGUCCUUUUAUAUUAUUAUGUCAUUUUCCCUUGUAAUUAAAUCAUAGAUUAUUAUUAUUAAUUUUUAUUUUUAGGA
Molecule: messenger RNA, 1472 nt
Organism: Impatiens glandulifera
Lineage: Eukaryota; Viridiplantae; Streptophyta; Magnoliopsida; Ericales; Balsaminaceae
Product: ethylene-responsive transcription factor ERF054-like
Exons: 1
Coding region: 26-1168 (380 amino acids)
Biological process (GO): regulation of DNA-templated transcription
Molecular function (GO): DNA-binding transcription factor activity; DNA binding
Source: RefSeq, a predicted model, not a curated record